AUGCCAGGCUCCCACCAAAGCCACUCUGUCCCUGCCCCCAGCAGCCGCCAGGACAGAAAAUGGAACCAAAGGUUCCUGGCUGGGGAUAAGGACCAGAAGAGAUCCCUCAGCAAACUCCGGCACAGGCACAACAGACCCAGACUGGGCGCACAGAAGCUCUUCUCACAUUCCAAGCACUUGUGGGGCUUUUCUUCUUCCUCCAUCCAGCCGUGGCUUGGGAAUGACAAAUCCUGGUUUGAGGGGAAAAACAAAAAAGCUGCAUCAGCGCCUCCUCUGGCUCCCUCUGCUUCCAGAGAGGAAGAAGACAGCAGUGAGCUUCCUGCUGUUCUGGGGGAUGAGGGAGAACACCCCGUGGUUUGGGAAUACAACGGUGAGGCUCCCGCUGUGUGGGACAAGGACAGCGGACAUCUCCCGGCGUGCGACGAGGAUGGUGGAUGUCCCCUGGAAUGGGAUGAGGAUAGAAAAGCUCCCACAGCGUGGGAUGAUGGCCAACCUGCAGCAUUUUGGGAAGAGGAUGGAGAACCUGCAGCUCUUUGGGAAGAGGACGGAGAACCUGCCUCUGCUUGGGAAGAGGACACCGAACCUCCCUCUGCUGUGGGAUCCUGGGAUGAACAUUCUGACAGCAGCACAGCCUCGCAGCCAGAGGGGAGAGGGGAGUGGUGCCUGAUGCAGCUGAGUACGUCUGUUCUGUUCCUGUGUGCCAGAGCAGGGUGCUGGAACAUGGUGAGCGUGGGGGAGCCUGCUGAGAAAUACCUGGAACUGGGGCAGAUUGGCCAAGGGGCUUUCGGAACUGUUUAUAAAGGACUCGACAGGGCCACUGGAGGAGAGGUGGCCAUAAAGAAAAUGAGUCUCGGAGAGCAGAACAGGGAACGAGCUGUGAAUGAGAUCCUGGUCCUGCAAGGCAAGAAGAACCCCAACAUUGUCAACUCUUUGGACAGCUUCCUUGUUGAUGAAGAUCUCUGGCUGGUGAUGGAACACAUGGAUGGAGGAACUUUGCAGGACAUUGUCACACAGACACGCAUGGCUGAAGGAGAGAUGGCAGCUGUCAGUCGGGAGUGUCUGCAGGGCCUGGAUUUCCUCCAUUCCAACCGGGUGAUCCACAGAGAUCUGAAGAGCUCCAACAUCCUUCUGGGAAUGGACGGCUCUGUCAAACUGGCUGAUUUUGGCCUCUGCGCUCAGCUCGGCCCUGAGCAGGACCAGUGCAGCUCCAUGGUGGGCACUGCUCACUGGAUGGCCCCAGAAGUUGUGACCAGUUCUCCUUAUGGCCCCAAGGUGGACAUCUGGUCUUUUGGUAUUGUGACCAUCGAGAUGGUGGAAGGAGAACCUCCUUACUUCAAGCAAACAGGGGCUAUGGCUCGCGCUCUGAUCCGGCAGAACGGGACCCCGCAGCUGCAGGAGCCCAGGCGCCUGUCGGCUCUGCUGCGGGACUUCCUCGAGUGCAGCCUGGAGCCGGACGAGGAGCGGCGCUUCUCUGCCCAGGAGCUGCUGCAGCACCCAUUUUUAUCAUCAGCCAAGCCUCUCUCCAGCCUGACCCCUCUGAUCACUGCAGCAAAGCAACGGCGGGUGCAGCAGAGGAGAUGAAACAUCUGAGAACAGCUUUUUGUGACAGUAGUUAGGUCUAGUUAGGUAGGGUAGUUAGGACUGCUAGUUAGUUAGGGU
This is a messenger RNA of Cinclus cinclus, 1659 nucleotides long. RefSeq names its product serine/threonine-protein kinase PAK 3-like. NCBI's taxonomy places the organism in Eukaryota, Metazoa, Chordata, Aves, Passeriformes, Cinclidae. Gene Ontology annotation, molecular function: ATP binding; protein serine/threonine kinase activity. Gene Ontology annotation, biological process: regulation of axonogenesis; regulation of MAPK cascade; regulation of actin cytoskeleton organization. Gene Ontology annotation, cellular component: cytoplasm. The record is from RefSeq and is a predicted model, not a curated record. The transcript is spliced from 11 exons. Bases 1 to 1581 code for a protein of 526 amino acids.